This is a messenger RNA of Portunus trituberculatus (swimming crab), 7481 nucleotides long. RefSeq lists its product as uncharacterized. Lineage: Eukaryota; Metazoa; Arthropoda; Malacostraca; Decapoda; Portunidae. Gene Ontology annotation, cellular component: cell cortex. The coding region runs from base 1475 to 6838 and encodes 1787 amino acids. Gene Ontology annotation, biological process: imaginal disc-derived wing hair organization. The record is from RefSeq and is a predicted model, not a curated record. The transcript has 10 exons.
UGUGGGAGGGUGUACGCGCUCCAGUCUGGCCGAUCAUGACUGAACCUGAGCCUAGCUGGCAACUAACCCGCUUGCCCCUCAUUGUUGUGGUGAAGCUUCCACAUCAAGGCGAAGCGUAAAGAUCUGUGACGAAGUGUAUGAUAGGUAUAGAUGUGGAUACCCUCUAUCAAUGCUGUGAGUUCCUUGUGUCGAGGUGACGGAUAGGUUUGAGGGUGUGCUUGUGUGGCGCGGCGGGUGUGGAGUUCCUAGGACCAAGACUACUGUGGUGGAUCUUUGCCGAGAUUUCUCUCCACGCACGUGUCAAGAGCCAGCUAACACUAUCCCUGUGACACGGUCAUCGACAUCCUCUACAAUCGAGACAACGCUUCUACACCAUCAGAAUCACAAGCCACGGGAUCUUCUGACCAAACUGUUCCGAGCCACGAGCUGUGAUGCUGUGAUGCUGUGGUGGAGUACAGACUCAGGUAUAGAAACGCUGCAACCACCACCACCACUACCAGUAAGACCAGAUACAGCAGCCUCCAUCCUCAGUCCCUCUCUCUUUAACCACAUCCGUCAAGAAGACAACCUAGGCAACCUAUCGACACCUGGAGGGAAAGCUACUCAUGCGUGACAAUGAAAGACAGCUUAAAAAGAAGGCAAGAGCAGCGUCACCCUUUCCUCUGGCACGGUAGAGGAAGGAAAGGUAACUGCAGUGUUGUUAGCGAUGCAAAGUGUUCGCCCGUGAGACUGUCUAAAUUCUUGAAAGUGGGAUGAUAUUUGGGGUGUGAAGGAAUUGUGAUUUAUUGAAAAGGGAAGGAUUAAGGAUUCGAUUUUGUCGUCUUCAGGCUGCAAAAUCGACGAGUACAGAAGUCUGGUUAUAAAGUGUGUGGUGCAUGUGAAAGAAAACUGAAGAAAUAUUUGGCAGUAAAGAAUGAAGAGAGGAUAGGAAGGAAAGUUAAAAGAGAAGGUAGAAAUAAAAAAGAGAAAACAAGAAUUACUACUCCCACUACUACUGUUCAUACUAUUACAACAACACCAAACGAAUAUUACAGCUCAGUAACUUAACAAUAGACAGAAGAAAGAGAAACAUAUUUUUCUUCCCAUUGUGUUGAGUUUUGUUUGUUCAUUGACUGGUUUGGUUACUGUUCCCGUUCAGUGUUAAGAAAAGAUAAUAAACUAGCAAAUGAGAAUAUUUGGUGAAAAAAAGAAGUGUAUAUCUGAUAUAAUGAAAAAUGUUGAAACUAAUAAAAAAAAAACUAUACCCGCAACCAUAAGACUGAUUAACGUUUCUUACUUGACGAGUGAAUAUAUGAUUUAAAUGAGUACCGACAUCUUCAAAUGUGCAAAAAACAACGUAAGGACAGACUCAGGAGUACCGUGAUACGUGUUUGUUGUACAAAUACCAACAAGUUAAUCAUGGAAAGACUUUACUUGGGCGCUUUUCUGCAAUUCAAAACAAGAGUACGAAAGGAAAAAAGAUAAUCAUUGAAGUAUGCCCGCCACUUAUGCUACCGUGAGGGUGAUGGUGAUGCUGGCGGCGGCGGCGACGAUGGGGGUGGCAGGGGAGGGCGAGUGGCUACUGAAGGCCUCGCCCUAUGCUAGAAUACGCUCUACGCCUCCUUCCAGAGUUCUCACGUCACCCGCGGUAUACAGGGACGCCUUACAAGAGUCACCGGAGCGAGGCAUGAAGGCACUAUCGCCGCGAAUAAGGCCCCGCAAGGCGUACCCUUCAGAGGAGGAAGUGUUGACGCAGUCAUCUGAGGAGGAGAAUGCUAAACAGCUCUCCUCAUCCGAAGAAGAGGCAUUAGCAUCCCUGCCGCCUCGCUCAUCAUCUGAGGAAGCACCACUACCCCUGCCACUGCCCCCUGACCAGAAGCAGCCCAUGGAGUCACGGUCAUCAAUACUGCUGCAGACACCACCAGUUAAGGAAACCACUACUACUACCACUCCUGCCACUACAAAGGCGCCGCGGAAGAAGAUAGUGUCCAUCACGAGACAUUACCAGGGCGACAUUUAUUCCCUACAAGGUGGGCGAGGCUGCGGGUGUGUCGAGGGGGGCGUGGUGGGACCGGAGGAGGGGUGCCAAUGUCAGUGUCCAGCGGCCGCCCCCACCUUCAGGGACGACACCUCCACCUGCGUCUCCGUCCUUCAUGAGUGCAUCCUGGCAGACUUCGUGAGUACCUCAGGCUCUGAAAAGAUCCCGUAUGUGUACCUGCCACUCAAGCACCAGCUGGUUCACCCCACGGCAGAGGUGGCCCUCAGAGGACUGGAGCACGCAGGAGUCCCAAUCAUGUCGCCCGUGUGUGUGGUGACAGGCGCCAGUGUCCUCACGCAACGAGGAUGGAGGAACAUGGCUAAUACCUCCACCUUCGAGCCGCCAUUCAGAUUAUUCCGUGACGUGGGGCGGACCUUCGUGCAGUGGGUGGGGGAGGCAGAGGCUCGGCGGGCCGCGGAGGGACGCCUGGUGUUGGUCACACUUAUUUGUCGUGACGCCGCCCAACCAACCACGCCUGUCUUCCGUCCCUGCCUCUCUUUCAGGGUUGCCGGCAGCCCUGGGUCCGCGGGGGCGGCGCUCUCGGCUACCGUUCCCGCGCCGGGAGAUGAAGUUUGGGAGGCUCUGUCAUGGGGAGAUGGCGUCAUCAUCGGCCUGGUGGUCGCGUGCCUCACCAUCAUCUAUAUCGUCGGAAUGUCUGUCUUCAUUCAGUUCAAGCGGAAAAAGAAGAGAGAGAACAUAGAUCGCGAAGAAGAGGAGGGAGGGUACAGAGGCAACCGCAAAGGAGGCAGGGAUAGGAUCAAGCCUCAUCAUGCACUCCCGAAACCUUCCCUCUUGAUAACUGCUGAUGAUAAUGACGACAUUGAGGAUCUCUCGCUGGCCUCCAGGAAUCGCAGAGCCAAUAGAGAAAGGAACCGAGUCACGUUCACUUCAGCAAUGGUGCACAGUAACGGUGGGAUGGCGGGGCCCAUGGCUGGCAUAGAACCUGCUGAUGGCCUGGAAAGAGUGCCUCGCUCUCCUCUGGCUGUGGUGACUCUGGCAGGUGAAGCGGACAACAGCGGUAUGAGCAGAAAUCUCCCCACUGGUGGGAUGAUGACCUCCCCAGAGAACCACGAGGCACAGGCGCGGAGGAAGCUCUAUUUCAAUCCCGCCUACUUCGAGCCGGAGUUACUGCAGACUCCGCCUCCUGCCGCCCUGGAAUUCCUCGCUAGAAUCCGUGAAAUGAUCACAGUUGCUAAGACUAAAAUGAAGACGAAGAUUUAUCAUCCGAGUCUCGGAGACAUUCCUGAAGAAGACUCAGACUGCCAGUCUCGUAUUGUAAGUCGCACGGUCAGCGGAACCACAUUGCAGACAGAAGACUCGCAGGACUCUCAGGAGGAAACCGCCAACGUUAGUGACGCAACCAGCAUCCAGAGCGAUUCCCUGGAGAGACGGCAGAAGGAAAGCGACAGCCGUAACUCCACUCUCAAGCGGCUGGCGCAGCGAGUCAAUAGUCACGGGGAAAGCUUUGUCAGUGAGAUUAUCAAGACGCUUGACCUCAAACCUCGUCUUCCUCCUUCAGAUGCUUCUUAUGCGUCACAUUCUGUUACCAGAGUCUCUGCUGCACCGAAAACCGCACCCCCUCCUGUACCCGUUAACGCCCGUAACUUGUCUCCGGAGGUUGAGGAUGACUUCCCGGAGCUGAUAAAGCCGUCCAUGCUACGCAACGUACUCAGAGAUGGAAAAAGACUGACUGAUCUUAACAACACUUUCGAGAAUUUCCGUCAGGAAAUGGUGGCGACCUUCCAGAAGAUGAAGAAAGUAGGAGAGGCUAUAUCACCUAAAUCCACUCUAAAUAGGAACAAAAAGAAAUCCAAAUCAUCCCCAAAGGGCACGCUGGAGCGGCUGGAAAACGAUAAGGAUGCGUCUGCGUCAGGUUCUGGUGAGGGCAAGGUACAAAAGUGGCUCCAGACACUGGACGCUAAGAACUCUUACACGAGGAUGACAGAGCAGCCUAAUAGCAUCCCGGAUUCUCAAGUGCCGACCCCAGAGAAUCCUGACCAACCACCACCGCUGCCUCAAAAAAAUAGUAAGCCGCCCACUCCUCCUCGAAAGCAUCGCACACCCGCUUUUCGUAGUCUGUCUCUCAGCGAGGAUAGGAAGACUCAUGAUGAGUUUACUAGUCAUGAUAAACCGUCAGAGGGUAAGCCGCCAGUAACUCGGUCGUUGUCGUGGCAGAAUGAACACAGCCACUACGGUUCCAACCCUCGCAGACGGCGACCUGAAAUUCCCCAGGCUCCGAACGAUAACCUCAGUGAGCAUUUUUGCCCUGAGGAUGACUCACUGAACGAUCUGGUGAGUGAAGCGGAAUCAAAGGUACCGAAGAUGAUUCCAAGUGACAGUGAGAGCGUUUAUUCAGACACAAAGUCCAGAACCAAUGAUUCCCUCCAACGCAGGACGGAAGAGGGUGAGGGACAGUCUAAAGGCCAAUUUGGUCACCUUCCACGGGAGGAGGCAAUGACGGCGAGGAACGAAAUCUAUAACAAAUGGACAGGAGCGAAGACCAUGUCACGUCUAUCCAGAAAUGUGAACGAGUCUUACGCCAAGGUUGUGGAUCGUCUGGACGAGAACGAGCACGACGAGCACACUUACGAGGAGAUUCACAUUCCCACUGGGAACAAACAAAAAGUGAAAAGAAAAGCACCUGGAACACCCAACACCAGCCAGAUUAGUAGUGAAAGACCCACAGCGUCUAGGAAACAUCACAGUGAAGGAGGACAAACAAAGUCACAACGAAAUUACGUAGGAACAAGUAAUAAGGAGGACAGAUAUCAUGACAACCAGUAUAUGCACAGUAAAUCAAAGUCAAUGGUGAGUGAGGUGACAAUUGAUAAAUGUGACAGCCCCAUUUACUCCGGAUGCCGGGUGACGAUCCCUGUGGUAGACAACGUGGAGUCAGAAACAUUCCAUCGCACAGCAGGAUUUGAUCAAGACACCUUGGAGAAACGCGGCAAGAAGGUGGAGCGCAGCGGCAGCAUUACCUUGGAUUCCCUCGAGAGGCCGAAACCUAAAAAGAAUAAUAAUAACAACAAUGAAGAGCAUCAAGGGUCCCUGAGAAGUAAGCGAAGGAUGACAUUACCUGGUGACAUGCCAAGGAAAGGAGAUAAAUCCCUCUUGGACAUUUACGAGUCCCGAAGCAGUGUGAGGAGCACCAAGGCCACGGGUAAGGCCAUGUCAGAGAAGACCUAUCCCCCAAUGAAGUUCACAAAUGUUCCAGCUCCAGUACAGUUUGGUUCCUUUUACCUCAGUAAUAUUAGCAACGCAAAUGAUACAAAUAUGAAUAUGAUCAACAACAACAAUAACAACAACAAUAACAAUAGCAAUACAACACCCACUCCGAAAAAAUACCGAACCUUCAGAGAUUAUCAGGACUUGAAGUUCCUGCGGCAAUCCUCGGAGACUGACGGCAGUAGCAGCGGUAGCACCAGCAGCAGUCCGCUCCCCGUCACGGGCACCAGCAUCUGCGUUAACUUCCAUGACUCCAACUCCAACUCCAGCUCCAAGGAAGAGGACGAGAUCAAACCUCCUUUGCCACCAAAGCAGACUCGGAACCACGAUUUCGUCUCAAAAGCCUCCUCCGUCCCAUUGCCCCCGAAAAGUCAUGCAGCUCCCCCACCCCUCCCGCUAAAAAGUAGCAAGAAAUAUGAUGCAGUAGAAAAUGAGAUGUCUCCUCCAAAGCUGCCGGAAAAAUCUUACCGGAAAAGCUUCCAGGAAACGUCCUCCUCGCUUUCCUCGAGCAGCGGGUCCAUCCCAGAGCUGACUGAGGAGGAGGCACGGGCAAUCCUUCACGGCCUCCUGGCACACCCCUCACAUGAAGGCCACAGACUGUCCACACUGCACGAGGAAGAAGUGGGAGGGCCUUUUUUAGGGGAGGGGAACACUGCCGAUGACAGCAACUCUCAGGGCAGUGUUCCCUUCCUUGACGCAUUCUCCUCAGGAUCUCUUGAAACUCCGCCAUCAACACCCACUUCCGCCUCAGCUGCUUCCUACUACAAUACGCCACAGCCUCAGGAACAACAUAUUAGUCUGGAUAGCGGUCCGUGUCCGGAAGACACCAUGGAAGAGCCCCAAUCCCCGGGAAGUGAGGCGAGAGUGAGUGGAGAAUUUAUUCUCUCCACUAUAGGCCGUUCACCGACACUUAGACGCCACUCUUCCCUCAGUAAAGAGCAGAUGAAUGGUUUCUCAACGAGACACAGAGGCACCGCUGACGGUGAGUGUCACGAAGAGGGCGAGCCUGAAGGAGCUGAGUUUUCUCUUGCCUUAAAAGCUAAGUCAGAUCUUGAAAAGCAUUUCAAGGAUAAGAGUGGAGGCGAAAGUAUUAAGAGAACUUGGAGAAAGAUUCUAGAAAAAGUAGAUGAGCCGCAGGAAGGUCAAGAGCAUCUUUCUGAGGCGCAGGUCCAACGGGUUAUAGUAGACAUGGGACCCAAGAUCAAGCAGGACGAUUCAGGUUACCACAGCACCGACUCAAGCGAGUCUGCUAACAGUAGGAAUCGUAGCCAGAAUUCUUCCUUGUCUUCCACCUCAGUUCCAAUGUCCACUCUCAGUAGCAACAACAAGCUGAGCACCAAGAAAACGUCUUCCCAAAGCCUCACUCGCUCCGGUCUUCCCAGGCGGUCCUCCUCCCUUAACAGGAUGGCUUCUUACUCUACCCUCGACUCCUUUCCAGUCUCUUCCAGUUUCCAGAGGAAUAGUUUUAGAGCGUCCCUAAGCCGCAGUUUUCCUGGGGUUCUGGGAAAUCCAGGUGGCGCCUCACUGUACAUAAACAAUAAGUUUAUUCAAGAAGAUGACGAUGACGACGACUCUUUCCCAGCUCGGAUAUACUGAAAUGCAUCAGAUUACUGGUGAAAACAAAAUACAGGAAAAAAAGCCAGAUGUGGCAUGAGAGGGCACGAUUGUCAUGAUGGAUUCUGGUCCUCUUUGCCAUAUUAGACCAGUCUCAUGUGUGAUAGUGUGUGAGUGUGUGUGUGUGUGUGUGUGUGUGUGUGUGUGUGUGUGUAAUGUCGACAUAUGUUGUGUCCAAUCAUUAUCCAGUAUUAUGUAUGUAAUUUAUUCAAAGGGAAUUUACGUUAGAAAAUAGAUACUCAAUUGUUUACGUUGCUUCUGAACGACACGAUGCAAACACUGAAACCAUUGUAUGAUUUAGGGCUCAUUUUCAUCUCAUUCCACUGAAGGAUUGUCAUUCUCUAUUUUCAUUUAAGGAAACACACACACACACACACACACACACACACACACACACACACACACACACACACACACACACACACACUGUCCUAGACAUAAUAGCAAGAGCAUUUAUUAUAAAGUCAGACUAUAUUUCGAAAAGGGGAAAAAACACACAAAAUCAGUUAAUCAGUAUAAGAGAGAUGAGCACACGUAAAUAUGUAUGCAUAUUAACCCCUACUACCUGUAUGAUAUCCCAUUGUAUAUACUGUAGCUACGAUAAUACAGCUAAAUAACCACUUAA